AGUGCAAUGUGGUCUGUUCUAAUUGUUAGUGGCGUAUGUGACUUUUCAUCAUUCUAUGACCACUGAGAAAAGGAAGUGGGUCGUAUUUCCAACGAGUGUGUGUCACAUCUUGUGUUGGAUCAUUCAACACGCGGAUCUAAACUAGAACAAAACCAAUCGAUAAGAAAAAUAAAAUGACAGUGGUGAGGUGACUAGGAUUUAUCAAGAAUGCAAUCUGUUCCUUUGUAUAGGCAAAGUUUUCUGUCAGCCAUUGCGGGCACAAGAAUCGAGCUACAUGAUGUUUAGUGGACUUUGAUUGGCUCGCAGGGAUAAUCUAGAUUUAGUCUUGAUCUAAAACAUUAGAUCGUUCAAAAGAUCUAGAUUUCAAUCAUUGGACGACUGGAUAGAUCUAGAUCUAAAUCAUUGGAGCGCUGAAAAUAUCUAGAUCUAAAUCAUUGGAGCGCUGAAAAUAUCUAGAUCUAAAUCAUUGGAGCGCUGGAUAGAUCUAGAUCUAAAUCAUUGGAGCGCUGGAUAGAUCUAGAUCUAAAUCAUUGGAUCACUGGAAUGAUCUAAAUGUAAAACAGUGGAUGCCUGGACAGCAAGAGAUCUAACGAUCUAACUUAUAUGCCAAAUGUAAGUUAUCAGCUGAUCAAAGUCAUCCAUGGCUGUUACUGUGCCUUGCUUCAGACAUCUGACAUUCACUGCAUGGGCUAUUUACAUCAUCGCAUUCAUUCUGAUCCUCACUGCCGCCUCAACUAGCCAUUGGUUAGUUUGGGAGUCAACCGGACAACAUCAAGGAGUCUUCCCUUGUUGCCCUACAUUCCAAUGCCAACAAAGUUCUUCCGCUACAGUCGACAAAAUGGAAGCCUUCUUAGGCUUGUUUAUUACCGGCUAUACGGUAGUCUUGGCAACAGGUCUGACUUCAGUUGUGUUUGUGUGGAGGAAUAAAGAAUUGAAAUGUCUUCCAUGUUUUCCAGCCAUUGCAUGUCUCUUAGGAUCUGGAGGUGUUUUGCUUAUUGCUGCGGCCAUUGCCUUUGGUGUUGAUAUUCCAAAUAGGACCAGGACAUUGAUUUACAACAAUUGUGCCCUAUCAGCCGAAGUUGAACUAGCCGAGUCUUAUUCCCUCUUCGUAGUUGGAAGCUGUUUGUUCGUGAUCGUUGGUCUGAUACUCUUCCUGGCCACACCCCGAGUCCGCCAGCCUUUGAUGUUCGGGGAUGUCGAGGCUGCAGAUACCUGCGUAGAGAUGCAGACUGUCGCCACAGACAUUCCAGGGCCAAAUGUUCAGACUAGGACGUUGGUCUCAGGGAGUGAAGAAACAAGGCAUGACAGCAGUAAUGGAGAUAAUGGCACCAGGAGUGACAGACGUUUUGAACAACACUCACAGAAUGGUCACUUAGUUCAAGUGGUUGGUCAAACUGGUCAAGAAUCGGACGCUUGGAGCAUCCCCAGAGUUGUACCGUCUGCACCGGAGUACACAUUUUUAGCCCAAAAUGAAUCAGUUUUAGAGCAUUCAGAACCAAAUAGAUUAGAUAAUCAAGUUGUAGAACAAUUCAGAGCAGACACUCCUGAAUCGGAAUAUGCCACUUUAGAUCAGAUAGAACUAGAGUGUGCUCAAUUAAGUCAGUUGGAGUCCAUUCACACCAGGGUAAGUAGCUCUGAACAUGGUCCGACAUCAACAUUAUCAAGUAACACCAUUUCAUCAGCGUUACAGCUUGAAUACGAGCCUUCUGUACACGCAGAAGGUGCUCUAAACAUUUCAACGAUAGAAUGUGAGUAUGAGACAUUAGAUCAAGCAGAAAGUGGUCGAGUUAUCCCAGAGCAUCCAGAACUUGAGUACGAAAUCUCCGAGCAGAUUCAAGGAGAAGAACUUUCAGAAACGAUUGAACUUGACUAUGAGAAUUUAGAUGAACUAAAUUUUAGGCAUGAACGGUCAAAGUCAUGUGAUCUCGAGAAUAAACCUUCAGAGCAGGAACAAGUCCGUCAAGAAAUGUCAGACCCAACAGAACUAGACUAUGAAGAUUUAGAGACGAUCAAUUCACGAUUAGAGUCCGUGUACAAUAAUACUUAGAAGAUGGACGCUGCUAGGAACUGUUUUAAACGACUGUCUAUAGGAAAUGUUCACACGUUAUGUGUGGUAAACCAGAAUGAAGAGUGUAAACCUGUAGUAGCUGUUUACACAUUUAUUUGUGGUGUUUAUAAUUCUGUUUCUAAAAGCGUUAUUCAAAAAUCAAUGUCAUCACAUAAAUCUUUGACUACAUUAUGACUCCAUCUUUUCAGUUCAAAUUUUAAAGACAUAAAAAAGUUAUUAAAUAAACAUUAGAAAAGUGUAUUGAGAACAACAUGCAGGUAGUCAGUUCAGAACAUACGAAAAACAUUUUAAAAUACUUUUUAAGAAAAAAGCUUAUAUUAAGUGUAGUUGUAUCUAUUAGUUUGGAUCAUAUAGUUUUACCAACGAUUUUAGUUUAAAGCAAUUUCAUGUUUUUAGCUUUCUCAAUACGCCAUAAUCCUAUCACUUGUCUGGACCAGUUGGAAAGGGGUGGGGUUAGAAAGAAGGGGGUAUCUGGGUGAUCGCUUUUUAAAUGCAUUUAUAAAAAAAAAGGUGAACGACCAGAAUUCGAACUCGACGGCUAAAGCCUCUUCAGGCCAAUACACUAACCACUGUGCUAGGGAAGUGCUUAUGAAACUAGAAGGUUUUAGAGUUAUCUAUUGUUCGUUUCAAACUUUUUCUUUACAAAGUAUAAGGGAGACUAUUUCUACUUAUAUCAGAAGAUCAGUCAAUUACGAUCUCUUUCCCUUGUUCAAGAUGCCAAACAAAAUAAUUAAUCACCAAUAGUUAAUAAACUAUUGGUAAUUUCUUCUAUUGUUUCUUGUUUUGUUAGGUAAAAUAAAUAAUUAUGCCAAAUUUCAUCUUGAUCCGAGAUUGGGUAUGGAAGAAAGAGUGAGUUGAUAGAAGCUUUGUAAAGAGGAAGGCAAAGAGACAUGGCAUACACACACACACACAUACAACAGCCACGUAUGACAUUGAAGUUGGACUCUUCCUUUCAAAAAUAAAGACCCGAACUUUAAAAUAGUUUUUUCUUUUGUUUUAUACUGCUAUGUAUUAUCUGAUUCUAUAAUUAUAUAAUGAUUCUAUAAGAUUCUAUGUUUAUAAGUAUAAAUUAAAUUUAUUUUGAUUAGAACGUUUAGGAGAAUUUGUCCCCCGCCCCCCCCCCCCCAAAAAAAAAGACAACUAUUGCUACCUAUAGUUAAUCUCCGCCCAGCACUUCCCCCAAUCAUAAACACGUUGUCAUUGUGGAACUAGUUUUUUAAAUUUUUUUGCAAUUUAUUUUCAACCAGAUUCAACUAAUGUCAACUAGUUAUUCUAGUUUUAAAAGUUGGAAUCCUACAACUGAAACAAAAUUAUCUAACAUUUUAUUGACACAACAUUCAGUAGUGAUUGUUCAUAUUAAACAAUUAGAGACAAGAAGCUGAAUGGCGACCUUUAAAUAACCUGCCCAAGAUCUACUUAAGUCUAGGAUUCUAGGCCAGGCAUGUCAAACACGGCGUUGGGGGGGGGGGGGCGCAUGCGGCCCGCUUGGCCACCUCAAAAAUUAUCAAAAUAAUGUUAAACUAUUACUCUGAAAAAUAAAAGAUGACAAGCUACUUGAAUUGAAAAAUAGUAUUUGUUAAACUGAACAACGAGAGUGAGUCUGCAGUGAAAGCCAGCUACAUUUUUUUCAAACUUAAUUGCAAGCCAAAGCAAAUCCUUUAGUGAAAGGAAUUUUAUGAAGGAGUGUAUCGUUAAAGCUGCGGAAGUCCAGAAAAUGUGAAAGCAUUGAAAGAAAAAACUUUAACUAGUAACACUGUGGCAGAUAGAAUAAUUGACUUGUCAGUCAGCUUGUGUGAACAAUUAAAGAACCAAAUAGAUUUUGAAAUAUUCUCAUUGGGUCUCGAUGAGUCAACUGAUGUAACUGGUGUAGCACAGUUGGCUAUAUUCAUAAGGACCUGUGACAGGAAUUUUGAGAUACAUGAGGAGCUACUUGAGCUCUGUGCUAUACAUAACACCACAUUAAGCGAGGAUGUUUUUGAGAAAUUACAGGUGAUAUUGCAGUACAAUUUACCUUUGGUAAAGCUAGCUAGUCUAACAACGGAUGGCGCACUAACCAUUAAGAAAUGGUUUUGAUGCAAAGCUACUUGCAAAAAUAAGAGAGACUAAUGCUAAUUUUAAAUUUGCUCAUUUUCAAUGCAUCAUUCACCAAGAAACAUAACGCACAAAGCAAUUACAAUUCCAACAUGUCAUAAGACUGGUUUCAGUCACUAUCAAUUUUAUACGUGCCCGUGGCUUAAAUCAUCGCCAAUGUUCAAUGUUUCUGAAUGACAUUGGACACAAAAGUUUGCUGGCUCUCGUGUCAUAAAGAAUUGAAGAAAGUUGUUGUAUUGCGUGAAGAAAUCGUAUUGUUUCUGAACAAGAAAGGUAAACCUGUUGAACAUUUCCAUACUGACGAAUGGGUUCAGGACUUGGCAUUUGCAAUUGAUCUCACUAGUCACCUGCAAGACUUGAAUUUGAAACUUCAAAGUAAAGACUAAAUUGUCACAACUGCGUGUGAUCAUGGGAAGUGCUUUCAAGCAAAAUUACGACUGUGGAUAAAUCAAAUAUGAAGAGUAAAUCUUGUUCACUUGUCAGGAACUAAAAAUAUUAAAUACGGCUACAACAUUUGGUAAAUAUGUCUUACACCUGGAAUCGUUAAUAGAUGCUUCCACUGGCCGUUUUCAUGACUUCGUUUGAUACGAGCAAGAAUUUUGGUUGUUUUUAUUUCCAUUUUCAUUUGCUUCUGAAAAUGCUGCUGGUAAUGUGCAACUAGAGCUGAUAGAAUAAGUCAGAUUCUUAGUUGAAAGCGAUGUAUACGAAAGAAGUGACUUCGCCAAAAUUGAGUUAUUUACCUAAACGGUACGUUCAAUUGCGGAAAUUUGCAGCCAGAAUUCUAGCUAUGUUUGCAAGCACUGAUCUCUGUGAGCAGUUCUUUUCUAUAAUGAAAGCUACAAAAUCACCUCACCGUUCGAGAUUAUCUGAUCAAAAUUUGUCGUCAGUGAUGACAGUGUCAGUGACAAACUUCCACCCGGUAUUAAUAAACUUGUAUCCCAGAAAUAUGUCAAGCAUCAGGACAAAGAAAAUAUUGCGCAAUCUUAGUAAUUUUGAAUUAUGAAAUCGUACUGCAAAUUUAGCUAACUAAGGGACAUGUAUGCCACUGAUUAUUGUAUUCUAUUGUAUUGUUUCUAAUUUACAUAAAACUAGUAAGCUGUUUUGCAACUGAUUUUUGGCUGCGGCCCCUUAGGAUAUAGUAAGUUUUUUAUGCGGCCAAUACACCUUAACGAGUUUAACAUGCCUGCUCUAGGCCAUCAUUUGGUCAGACAAUAAGCGAUAGCUUUCAGUGGGAAACGUUCAUAUUAUACUCUCUAGAAGUAGACGAGUGGGAAACGUUCAUAUUAUACUCUCUAGAAGUAGAGUGGAAACGUUCAUAUUAUACUCUCUAGAAGUAGACGCGUGGAAACGUUCAUAUUAUACUCUCUAGAAGUAGACGAGUGGAAACGUUCAUAUUAUACUCUCUAGAAGUAGAGUGGAAACGUUCAUAUUAUACUCUCUAGAAGUAGAGUGGAAACGUUCAUAUUAUACUCUCUAGAAGUAGACGCGUGGGAAACGUUCAUAUUAUACUCUCUAGAAGUAGAGUGGAAACGUUCAUAUUAUACUCUCUAGAAGUAGACGUGUGGAAACGUUCAUAUUAUACUCUCUAGAAGUAGACGCGUGGGAAACGUUCAUAUUAUACUCUCUAGAAGUAGACGAGUGGGAACGUUCAUAUUAUACUCUCUAGAAGUAGACGUGUGGAAACGUUCAUAUUAUACUCUCUAGAAGUAGAGUGGAAACGUUCAUAUUAUACUCUCUAGAAGUAGACGAGUGGGAAACGUUCAUAUUAUACUCUCUAGAAGUAGAGUGGAAACGUUCAUAUUAUACUCUCUAGAAGUAGACGCGUGGGAAACGUUCAUAUUAUACUCUCUAGAAGUAGACGAGUGGAAACGUUCAUAUUAUACUCUCUAGAAGUAGACGCGUGGGAAACGUUCAUAUUAUACUCUCUAGAAGUAGACUAGUGGGAACGUUCAUAUUAUACUCUCUAGAAGUAGACGAGUGGAAACGUUCAUAUUAUACUCUCUAGAAGUAGACGAGUGGAAACGUUCAUAUUAUACUCUCUAGAAGUAGACGAGUGGAAACGUUCAUAUUAUACUCUCUAGAAGUAGACGAGUGGGAACGUUCAUAUUAUACUCUCUAGAAGUAGACGUGUGGAAACGUUCAUAUUAUACUCUCUAGAAGUAGACGCGUGGGAAACGUUCAUAUUAUACUCUCUAGAAGUAGACGCGUGGGAACGUUCAUAUUAUACUCUCUAGAAGUAGACGAGUGGAAACGUUCAUAUUAUACUCUCUAGAAGUAGACGCGUGGAAACGUUCAUAUUAUACUCUCUAGAAGUAGACGAGUGGAAACGUUCAUAUUAUACUCUCUAGAAGUAGAGUGGAAACGUUCAUAUUAUACUCUCUAGAAGUAGAGUGGAAACGUUCAUAUUAUACUCUCUAGAAGUAGACGCGUGGGAAUCGUUCAUAUUAUACUCUCUAGAAGUAGACGCGUGGGAAACGUUCAUAUUAUACUCUCUAGAAGUAGACGAGUGGGAACGUUCAUAUUAUACUCUCUAGAAGUAGACGUGUGGAAACGUUCAUAUUAUACUCUCUAGAAGUAGAGUGGAAACGUUCAUAUUAUACUCUCUAGAAGUAGACGAGUGGGAAACGUUCAUAUUAUACUCUCUAGAAGUAGAGUGGAAACGUUCAUAUUAUACUCUCUAGAAGUAGACGCGUGGGAAACGUUCAUAUUAUACUCUCUAGAAGUAGACGAGUGGAAACGUUCAUAUUAUACUCUCUAGAAGUAGACGUGUGGAAACGUUCAUAUUAUACUCUCUAGAAGUAGACGAGUGGAAACGUUCAUUUUAUACUCUCUAGAAGUAGACGCGUGGAAACGUUCAUAUUAUACUCUCUAGAAGUAGACGAGUGGAAACGUUCAUAUUAUACUCUCUAGAAGUAGACUAGUGGGAACGUUCAUAUUAUACUCUCUAGAAGUAGACUAGUGGGAACGUUCAUAUUAUACUCUCUAGAAGUAGACGAGUGGAAACGUUCAUAUUAUACUCUCUAGAAGUAGACGAGUGGAAACGUUCAUAUUAUACUCUCUAGAAGUAGACGAGUGGAAACGUUCAUAUUAUACUCUCUAGAAGUAGACGAGUGGGAACGUUCAUAUUAUACUCUCUAGAAGUAGACGUGUGGAAACGUUCAUAUUAUACUCUCUAGAAGUAGACGCGUGGGAAACGUUCAUAUUAUACUCUCUAGAAGUAGACGCGUGGGAACGUUCAUAUUAUACUCUCUAGAAGUAGACGAGUGGAAACGUUCAUAUUAUACUCUCUAGAAGUAGACGAGUGGAAACGUUCAUAUUAUACUCUCUAGAAGUAGACGAGUGGAAACGUUCAUAUUAUACUCUCUAGAAGUAGACGAGUUGAAACGUUCAUAUUAUACUCUCUAGAAGUAGAGUGGAAAUGUUCAUAUUAUACUCUCUAGAAGUAGACGAGUGGGAACGUUCAUAUUAUACUCUCUAGAAGUAGACGAGUGGAAACGUUCAUAUUAUACUCUCUAGAAGUAGACGAGUGGAAACGUUCAUAUUAUACUCUCUAGAAGUAGACGAGUGGAAACGUUCAUAUUAUACUCUCUAGAAGUAGACGAGUGGAAACGUUCAUAUUAUACUCUCUAGAAGUAGACGAGUGGAAACGAAUCUAAGCAUGAUGAGUAUACUAGAGGGACAUGGUGGUGGAGUGUUGAAGUGCUUGACUUCUCCACCUCGGUGUCUCAAGUUCAAAUCUUACUGAAGACAGGGCUGCCCCUCAGUCCACCCCUACCUAGCAUUAGUUGGGCAAUUAAAGGUGGUUGGUCGUUGUGCUGGACACACCCCUUUGUUAACCAUCAGCUAUAGAAACGGAUAACCUUUACAUUUAUCUACCCUAAUGAAUGUGUCUGAAAGGUGUUCUUGACUACUUUUUCAUUUUUUUCAAUUUUAGUUCACCACUUGUUUAAAAACCAAAAUGAAUGACAUAGAAUUUUAAUCCAAAGGUUUUGUAACAAAAAUCUAAAGCUGUAACGCUUGAAAACCAUGAAUGCUGGGACAGUGUGGAAGGGGUUUAUUACAUACUAUCUUUUAGCGUCUUUUUUUUUAGAUGAGGAAUUUUUGUUUAAGAAUACUGUAAAACAACAAGCUAGUGUGUGUGUGUGUACAGGUCUGGCCAUUAUGUUCAGUUUGCAUUCUGGAUUGUACCAAUAAACAAGAAAAUGUUAGAUUGACUGUAUCAUUAUUACUUUCCAAUGUAUCAUUAUUACUUUCCUAUGGAUAAUUAUUACUUAAUUGUUAGAAAAUGUUAGAAUGACUGUAUCAUUAUUACUUUCCUAUGUAUCAUUAUUACUUUCCUAUGGAUAAUAUUUACUUAAAUAAGGGCUGGAUUUAAUCAUGUGAAGGCCCCUACAAUUUUUCUAAAGCUUUAAUGAAAAUCCAUUUAUGAAUGAAAAUACUUAUACCUAAAAGCAUGCUAUAUUUUAGAAGGAAUAAAUAAUAGUUGUAAAUGUAAUCUCAAUAUCCUUUUAGAAAAAUAUUUCAUAUGCAUAUUUUAGUUUUUUAAGUGUAUAUUUUUGAGUUUUUGGAGGCUAAGGCCCUUAGUAGAUGCACUGUUGUAAAUCUGGAGCUAUUAUGACUUAUUACAAGCAUGCUACAAGCGUAUACUUCUUAAUCACUGCAUUUUCACCAGCCGUAAAUAUGUAUCUUUAUUACUUUACUAUAUUAUUUAUUAUUAUUACUUUAAUAUGUGGAAAAAACUAGUAAUCUAUUUCUGGUGAGACUGAAAAAAAAAAAAAAAAAUUUCUUUUUUACUUUAUUUCAAAAAAAAAAAUGACACCACUGACAUAAACAUAAUUUAAAAAAAACUGGAAAUAUCCCCAGUCCAACCAAUCAUGAACAGUUCUAACACACAUUAUCUCUCAGCAUAAUAAACCCUUGGAGCUAAAAACAGAAGCUUGGGUUUAACCCGAAAUACUUGUAAAAAAAUAUAUAUAUAAGAUUCACUGAUACAGUUGGCUAAGAGCAACAUAGGUAAUAUUUAUUUGUAACAAGUAUGAACAUUUUUUGUAAAUUUGUUGCUAAACUAAAGCAUGUAUGACCAGCCUUUGAACACAACAAUGACAUUAUUUUUUGUAACAAGCACAAACAUUUUAUUUUUCUAAAAAAAAAAUGUUAACUAACACAUGGCCAGUCUAUAAAAAAAUGUUUUUGCAUGUGAGAACUUGCUAAAAUUAUUCAAAGAUGUUAAGGAGCCAGAAAUUCUUCCUACAAAACAGACGUUACUAAACAGGCAGUAAAAUCAGAAGUAAAUCUAAAUCUUGUUUAUCAGUAUCAGAUGAUUUCUAAGCAUGAACUCAUAAAAUGCCCUCAGUUACACAAUUUUAUGUUUUAAUCUGCAACUAGAGCAUAAAGAGUUUUAGAUACUCUAGUGGCUUUGAAUCUGACAUCUGAGUCAUUCAUUUGAAUUAAUUAACAGAAGAGCUUGCAAAAAAAUAAUAAACUGAAUGAUUCAAUAUAUUGCACAUA
Messenger RNA from Biomphalaria glabrata, 9667 nucleotides. RefSeq lists its product as uncharacterized. Bases 641 to 2047 code for a protein of 468 amino acids. The record is from RefSeq and is a predicted model, not a curated record. The transcript is spliced from 4 exons. NCBI's taxonomy places the organism in Eukaryota, Metazoa, Mollusca, Gastropoda, Planorbidae.